GGUUGAUUGGUACCUGAAAUUUGUAUCUCACUAUCAACACCGCGAGGAGAAAUCAAGACUUCUGAUGCUGAUCAACAAUUCUCACUGAGCUAUGCUGUCAUCUGAUUCAAGUAGCUGAAGGGGGGUCUCGUCAGUCAUCGUGCAUCUCAACAACAUCCUUCCGACUCUCCAUCCAUCAAAUUCGCUUUGACACUCAUCACCAGAUAUGAGCACUCAUACGCUGACCACGUUUCGAUAUGAUGCCGCCUUGAGCAAUUUCGUGAAAAAGACUACCCAGCGAGCGCUUGGCCUGAACGAGAUCAAGAUCAGAGUAACUCAUUCAGGGAUUUGCUACACUGAUGUUCACGCAAAAGACAAGACCUGUGGCUUAGGCCAUGAAGGAGUCGGUCUCGUCACUGACGUUGGAGACGCUGUCAAGUCUGUGAAGCCCGGUGACCGUGUCGGAUGGGGCUGGCUACGUAGUUCUUGUGGAACUUGCGAUGUCUGUGUGGAAGGAUACCGCCAGUAUUGUAGUCAAGCAGCUGGAUUUGCCUUCUGUGAUCAUGAGCAAGGUGCUUUUGCUGAUUUUCAUAUCAUCGACGCCGAUUUCGCCUACCAGAUCCCUGCUGAGAUCCAGUCCCACCACGCUGGUGUGUUCAUGUGUGCCGGAGCUUCCACCUACGAAGCACUGGAUGCAGCCGGCACAAAGCCGCAUCAUCGAGUUGGCGUUGUCGGUCUGGGAGGCCUUGGACACAUGGCUGUACUCUUCGCCAAAGCGAUGGGCUGUGCUGUCACUGUCUUCUCCGGCUCAACCGGCUUCGGAUCACAGAGCAAGGCAAAAGAUGCUUUUGCAUUGGGUGCCGACGAGUUGCGAUCUCUUAGCGACAUCAACACGCCCAACUUCCCCAACAGCUUCGGAGAUCCUCCAAGAGAUAGGAGUUCCAAGGCACUUAUAGAUGUCCUCCUCAUCUGUGCCAAUGAAACUCCCGAUCUGGAGAAGAUGCUGCCCUUUUUGGCACGAAGAGCCACCAUCGUUCUUAUGUCGAUCCAACAAAAGCCGCUAGUCAUCCCUUACAUGCCUUUCAUCCUUCCUGGCCACAGAAUCAUUGCUUCAACAGAAGCUUCACGGCGAAAUCAUUUUGCGAUGAUUCAAUUUGCAGCUCGACACCAGAUAUCGCCAUGGGUAGAAAGAUAUCCCAUGACUGCAGAUGGCCUUAAGAUGGCCUUUGAGAGACUCGAGAAGGGUGAGAUGCGAUUCAGAGGAGUACUUGAAGUACCUGCAGCAGGAAUCUAGAAGUUUUGCACUGGCGCGUUUUAGUCAAGAUGUAUGUCUGAAGCGUCUAUGUACAGCGGCGAGAUAUUGUUACGCCAAAGGUAGAUGGUAGAAACAAGCAAACAUCUCUACCUUUCGUCUCAUCACCCUACUCUCUCAAGUCCACGUGCCAUUAGCAGGACCGAAGAAGCCGCUUGCCGGCAGCGGCAGAUUUGACACGCCUACUGCAUCGAGUGUGUUUGCAAACACAGUCGUGCCCCACCAAUCCGGCAUGGAGUAGCCAGGGUAGCUGACUGCGAAGAAGAUGACGAUUCCAGCGACGGCUGUUCCUGUAUCGACAGCAGCGGCAAGAACAUACUGCAUUCGGUCAGCUCACAAACUCGAGGAUACUUCGCAAAACAACUUACAUUGUACUUCGUCCACCAGGCAAAGAAAUUCUGCUUGAUAUAGCCGUUG
Aureobasidium pullulans EXF-150 is the source of this 1708-nucleotide messenger RNA. Its product is annotated as GroES-like protein. The record is from RefSeq and is a predicted model, not a curated record. Gene Ontology annotation, molecular function: alcohol dehydrogenase (NADP+) activity; zinc ion binding. Gene Ontology annotation, biological process: alcohol metabolic process. The transcript has 4 exons. The coding region runs from base 206 to 1273 and encodes 355 amino acids. Lineage: Eukaryota; Fungi; Ascomycota; Dothideomycetes; Dothideales; Saccotheciaceae.